This is a messenger RNA of Cynara cardunculus var. scolymus (artichoke), 501 nucleotides long. RefSeq lists its product as uncharacterized. The transcript has a single exon. Lineage: Eukaryota; Viridiplantae; Streptophyta; Magnoliopsida; Asterales; Asteraceae. The record is from RefSeq and is a predicted model, not a curated record. The coding region runs from base 1 to 501 and encodes 166 amino acids.
AUGUUAAAUGACGAGGUUGAUAGAAUUCCAGAUAAAUAUAUAGUUCGUCGUUGGAGACGCAAUCUAGUCCCAGUGGAGUGGUCACCAGCACGUUUCAGAUAUGAGGAAGUUGACGCUGAUAAGGAGAGGUUGAUGAGUGUUGCUUAUUCGUAUUUUGAACGUAUUCUAGGUCGAGUGCGAAAUGAGAAACAUAUUUUGUCAAAAUUUGUUGACCAACUUGAAGAAUGGGAUACAAAGAUUGAUAGUGAACUUCCUCUACAGUCACACGCUCAAGAGACAACAUCAUCUAUUAAAGAGUUUCUUGGAGUAUCUCAACCCGAAACUAUUGAUGUUCUACUUCCAACCAGCAUACAAAAUAAAGGUUGUGGGACUGGUAAGAGACUUAUUAGCGUCACCGAGAAAGCAAUCACGAAUGGCAAAAAGCAGAAGAGAAAGUGUCGGUUAUGUCGUCAAAUUGCUACACAUGAUUCAAGGAAUUGUUCAAAACGUGAUUUCACUUAA